Molecule: messenger RNA, 885 nt
Organism: Chaetomium strumarium
Lineage: Eukaryota; Fungi; Ascomycota; Sordariomycetes; Sordariales; Chaetomiaceae
Exons: 4
Coding region: 194-793 (199 amino acids)
Source: RefSeq, a predicted model, not a curated record
CACCAGACAACUUCAUUGCAGUUCUCCCACCUCUGUUUUUCCCUCUAACGCUAAUAAUAAGUCAACAAUUGAUCAGUUAGCUCUCUUCCCUAUAUCCAUUCAUUCUGCAUUAUGAAUUCGAAGUCGGAGUAUCGCACGAAUCCAAGCACUGCUUUGCAAGCCUCGGGCGGCCAGAAGCCGUUGAGAUCGGACGAUGACGAUGGCCGAUGAUGACGGCACGAAUGAUGACUCAACUCGUCCUCGAGGAGUGGGGUACAAUUACCCUCAAGAGUUCAGUACAAUACGUCCUCGUGGUGCUGCUGUCGGGGCUCCAACCACGACUUCCCAAGACUCGACUGCGGCAAGUGAACGACCCGUGUCAAGCUCCCCAUCAUUGCCCUGGCUUGAGAGAAUCUACGUGCGGAAUUCGUGGAAGGAAUUCGUUGUCGACUUCCUCGCCGACAACCUCCUGUCUCCAACGCCCAGCAAGGCCAAGAUGGCCCUCAGGGCGAGUGAAGUCCUUCAGUGGGAGUUCUACGCGUUAAUGCCGGAGGACCAAAUGCGCCACGCUCAACCGCAGUACCUCAUGUACCACCCGGACAAGGGCUCGUGGUCUGUGGAGGAUCACUACGUCCGGUUCAUCGUCACGGCCGUCCGCGACAACAUGCUCAACCGUUUGUGGAUCGAUGAUGACAUGCAAACCAGGGGCCUAGAAAUCGCCAGGGCCGGAUUCGACAUUCUUGUGUACCUGCGGACUACGAAGCUCGGCCCUCUCAAGCAUCAGUCGCAGGAGGGUCAUGAUGACGAUUGGUAAUUGAGGUACGCGAUCCGGGCUGUAUGGGGUUGUUGGCGGGGAGAAGCCAUGGCACGCACACGGUACGCCUAUGGGGCAUGAUCUGGGCUAGU